Molecule: messenger RNA, 2385 nt
Organism: Emiliania huxleyi CCMP1516
Lineage: Eukaryota; Haptophyta; Isochrysidales; Noelaerhabdaceae
Exons: 9
Coding region: 1-1902 (633 amino acids)
Source: RefSeq, a predicted model, not a curated record
AUGCGUGCCGAGGUGCUGGUCAACACGAGCGGCACCGGGUGGAGCGUGCGUGGCACCGGCCGCGUCAUGUGGCAGCAGGUUGAUGAGCGCCAACAGAGGCUUGUCGUCGCCCCGCCGCUCUCCUCUCCUGCGGACUGUCACGCGUCGUCGCUCGCUGCUGUGACGCUCCCCGACGCCGCCAUCCGAUUUUCCCUGCCGGUGGACACCGUGCUGCACGCGCUCCCGAUCGACGGCGACGAGUGGGCGAUGCACUUCGACACCGCCGAAGAGGCCUCUGGCGUGUGGGAGGACAUCGUGAUGCUGCAGGCGGCGGCUGGGGUGGUGACGACGGCGGCGGGCUCGGCCAGCGGCGCCGCGGUUCCCGCGCCGCUGCCCGACCCCGCAAGCGAGGGCGGGCUCUGCGAGCUCGAGCGGCUCCUCGGCUCGCUGCUCUACUCGGACAACUACUCGCCCCCCGAGGAGCCGCCCGGCGGCUCGCUGCUCUCCGCUCUGGGCAUCGUGGCCGAGUCGGCGGGCGGCGAGGCGGACGACUACAUCGCCUCGAUCGCCUCCGCCUUCGCCGCCGCGGAGGCGUCCAGCGGCGAACCGCCCGCCGCCUUCGGCCGCGCGCCUGCGCUGCGGCGGCUCAUGAAGGACGACGGCGCGUCCUUUGUCUUUGGCGCGCUGGAGCACGAAACGCGCGCGCUGCUACACGUGGAGACAGACGCCGCGAACACCGCCUUCCGCGCCCGCCUCGCCUCGCCCGCCUGGCCGCCCUGCCCGCUGGCGUGGGAGGACGAGGAGGGGCUCGCGCUCGUGCAGGCCCUGCGCCGGAUGCAGCUGCUGCAAGACUCGGUCCUGCCGCUCCUGCCCAGACUCGCAGAGCACGGCGCCGCGCCUGCCCCGCCGCUGCCCUCGCCCCUCGCCCGCAGUGGCGGACGCCGCGACCCCCUCCCCGCGCAGGCGUCGCCGACGUCCUUGGUCCGCGAGCUGACUGCGCUCGCCUCCGGGCUCCACCCGAUCGAGCGGGCCCGCGUCUACCGCCGCCUCACCUCGCUCGGCCUCCUCGCCGCCGCACGAUCCACGCUCGGCGCGGCAUCCGCCCCCGCCGGCGCGCAUGUGCGCUGCUGCGACGUCUUGUCGGCGGUCUGCAGCCACGACCCGUCCCUCCUCCGGAGCGACGAGGUCGCGCAGCUGAAGGCGGGGCCGCCGGAGGCUGGGCUGCCACCCGCCCCCGAGCAGGCAGCCGCAGCAUCGCAGGCCGACGCGUCGCACCUCCCCGACGCGUCCGGCGGCACCGCGGCCCCUCCACCUCCCGCCGCUGCGGCCUCCACCUCCCAGCUGCUCGCUGCUCGCCUGUGCGACACCGCCGACGAGGGCGUGGCGCGCCAGGCCGCAGAGCUGCUCGGCGCCCUCCUCGACCCCUCCUCGAUGGAGGAGGCCGAGGUCCUCCUCGAGCUGCUCGCGUCCCUCCUCGGCGCGCACGGCGAGCGAGGCCUCUUCGUCGCCACCUCGCCGCAGCUGUGGCGGUCGCUGAGCGGUCUGCUCGAGCAGCCGGGCCGCGUGCUGCGCUGCUCGGUCGCUCGCUUCGAAGGGUCACGUGAGGUCGGCGUGUUAGGCGUCGCUCCGCUGGUCGGGCGGCUCGUCUGCCUCGUCGCUGCGGACCGCGGCGGAGGGGGCGGCGUGCGCGACUCGCUCGCAAACUCGGCGGUCCUCUCGCUGCUCGACUCGCUCCUCGCGGCGAGCAGCGAGCCGGGGGCGCGCCACUCCGCCCUGCUCUCCCACCUCGCCUCCGACCAGCGGAGCGAGCUCGAGUCGCUCGCCGCCGAAGCAAUCGCCCCCGCCGACGCCCUCCUGCGCGCGCACGUGCCGCCGCCCUCUCUCCUCGGAGCCCGGGGUGGCGCCGCCGGCAGGGAGCCCUAGGCCGCGGGCCCCUUGGGGAGAGGGCCUUCGCUGCUCCGCGACUCGCUCGAAAUCGACGGCGGCGGCACCGCGCCUUUCCUACGAGCCAUGCAGCAGGCGAGGCGACAUGCCGAGCCGACCACCGGCGGGAUCGAGAAGCUCUGCUUGGCGUGAGCGGCUUCACGGGCCUGUCAGUCCUGCCCCAGUCUCUCCCCGACGUCUUGGACACGCUCGGACUUCCGUCAUGGCACUCACUUUGGUACACACAGGUCCCAGUAUCAGCUUGCGCAGCGCGUCGCCGCGUCGUGCCCGGGGGGUGUGCGGCGCUCUCCGCGGUCUCCGCCGUUUGCGUCUCUUUGUGGUUGUUCAUUGUGCAUGUGCGGCAUCGUUGAACAUACAUGGAAAUCUCUGCGCAACAUCGGAAGAUCCUUGGACUGUAGAUCGUAGAUGCCUUUUAGAGAUCUCUUAAGUGGCAAAUCUCCUGCCAAGAGCUGCAGUAGAUUG